This is a messenger RNA of Cyphellophora europaea CBS 101466, 345 nucleotides long. RefSeq lists its product as uncharacterized. The transcript has 3 exons. Bases 1 to 345 code for a protein of 114 amino acids. Lineage: Eukaryota; Fungi; Ascomycota; Eurotiomycetes; Chaetothyriales; Cyphellophoraceae. The record is from RefSeq and is a predicted model, not a curated record. Gene Ontology annotation, molecular function: enzyme regulator activity; calcium ion binding.
AUGCGUUCGCUCGGCCAGAAGCCUACGGACUCGGAGCUGCAGGAUAUGAUCAGCGAGGUUGAUGUUGAUCAGAGCGGCGCCAUUGACUUCGACGAAUUCCUCAAGAUGAUGUCCACGAGCGUCAAGCAGUCCGACUUCGCGCACGAGACACGCGCCGCCUUCGCCGUCUUCGACAAGGACAACUCCGGCACCAUCUCCGCCGACGAGCUGCGCCAGGUCAUGAAGAGCCUGGGCGAGGACCUCACCGACCGCGAGAUCGACGAGAUGAUCGCUGAGGCCGACAAGGAUCGCAAUGGCACCAUUGACUACGAGGAAUUCGUGCAGUUGCUGUCGCCAAAGCCGUAA